Molecule: messenger RNA, 243 nt
Organism: Colletotrichum higginsianum IMI 349063
Lineage: Eukaryota; Fungi; Ascomycota; Sordariomycetes; Glomerellales; Glomerellaceae
Exons: 3
Coding region: 1-243 (80 amino acids)
Source: RefSeq, a predicted model, not a curated record
AUGGCAUUCUCGCAAUGGUUCUUUGAGGACGAGAAGCUUCAGAUCACAGUUGAAACGAAAGCAUGCCCUGUUCAGGAUAACACUAGCGACUGCGGUCGUUUGGCCCAGCUCUCGGAUGCAGUCCUCCCCGACCUCGUCGGCGACCCUUUGGAGCAGUCUGUGGCGCUGCAAAAGAAGAUUUGGGAUUGUUCUGCGAAGUUGUUGGCGCUUCUGUCGCACUUGGACCCCUCCCAAACCUGCUAG